GGAGGCGGAGAGACAGACAGGAGGAGCGAGCGGACUGAGGACUGUCUCACUUUGAGCAGCAGUAGCUUUCAGUGCUGGAGCUGUCAAGAUGGCUGUCACGGGCUCCUGAUUAAGGACUGACAUCAUUUCAUCCGUGAGGUUGUGAAAGAUCAGCGAGCCAUUUCGUCGCGGCGGCGGUAGAAGUGUUUCACAUACACAGAGAUCUGCAGAUGGGUCAGGCUCUGUGGAGGGUGGUUAGGAACCAGCAGCUGCAGCAGCAGUACAGUGAACAGUGCUACCUCCAGCGGGAGAUGGAGCAGGGCAGAAGGACGGGGCCCCCACUGGCUGAGCCGCUGCAGCAGCACCGCACACCACAGUACCAGGUCCCUGGUACUGACAUUAACCAUCUGCUCCGUGUCCGCAAGGGCAAAGAUGAGCAGGGCUUCACUGACCUUGAGAUGCUGCCACCUGAACUCAGCAUCACCAUCCUCUCUUACCUGAAUGCUACCGAUCUGUGCCUGGCCUCCUGUGUGUGGCAGGACCUGGGCAAUGAUGAAUACCUGUGGCAGGGCCUGUGCAAGUCCACUUGGGGUCACUGUUCCAUAUACAAUCGAAGGCUUCCAUCUGGAUUUUCUUAUAAAAAGCUUUACAUGGAGUUAGAUGAAGGAAGUCUAACCUUCAACGCCAACCCGCAAGAGGGUAUCAGUUACUUCAUGUCCAGAGGCAUUCUGGUGGACCACCCGAAGGAAAUUGCCAAGUUUAUAUUCUAUACCAGAAUGUUGAAUUGGAAGAUGCUUCAGAUUUAUCUUGAUGAACGGCGAGAUGUCCUGGAUGAGCUAGUCACACUUCAUAAUUUUAGCAACCAGUUCCUCCCUAAUGCACUCAGGGACUUCUUCAGACACAUUCAUGCCCCAGAGGAGAGGGGCGAGUACCUGGAGACCCUCAUCACCAAGUUCUCCCAUCGCUUUUGUUCCUGCAAUCCCACUCUGGUGCAGGAUGUGGGCCUAAGUCCUGACGCAGUGUACGUGCUGUGCUACUCUCUCAUCCUUCUUUCCAUCGACCUCACCAGCCCCCACGUAAAGAACAAGAUGUCCAAGAGGGAGUUUAUCCGAAACACACGGCGGGCUGCUCAAAACAUCAGCGAGGACUUUGUAGGCCACCUCUAUGACAACAUCUAUCUGAUCGGCCAUGUGGCGGCCUAGACACUACAGCGCAUGAUGCAUUAGAAAGCGAUGGCUGAUACGUAAAACACUGGCGAAAGCGUUGGAAGGAUUCUGCACUAUGAAGAAUAAACUGUCAGAACACUGCAGGUCAUUUUAAACUGAAGUUAUAUGAGUUAAGCUCUUAUUAUGAUGUGCUGCAUUGCAUUACAAAGGAGUGGAGUACACGAACAGCCACGAUGGUGAAGAAUCAACAAAAUAAGUCAGCUGUUAGCAGGCUAAUAUACUAGCAGUGGUAGUGACAAACUUAACCUACCACAAAUUGCUUAACCAGGCAAAACCAUGUAGCAACAUAAAGGGAUAUGUGAUAAGCUAUGAAGUCAGUUAAAGAUGAAUGUAGAUUUAUGGGGCUUGCGUAAAAUUAACAUGCAUCUAUUUUCUUCCCCAUUCUAAUUUUGAAACCUCUCAUGCUAAUCCUAUGAAUGUCAGCUUUUUUCUUUUCUUUCUAUUUUUUUUUUUUUAUAAAUAUCUACAGUAGCAUUCAAAAAAGAUUCUUCUCAAAUUCAUAAACUCCACUAAUCUCCUUUCUGUCAGUCAUAUCAAAUAAUUAUUCUCUCAACAGCCAUAAAAAUAGACUUGGAUAUAAAUAUAUCUUGAAAUAAAUUAUAGUGAAAAGAUAGGUGUGUGUGUGUGUGUGUGUGUGUGUGUGUGUGUAUGUGUGUGUGUGUAUAUAUAUAUAUAUAUAUAUAUAUAUAUAUAUAUAUACACAAUUAUUAUUAUUAUUAUUAUUGAAGUACACUACAAUGGUUUUCCACCUAGACCAUAUUUUAAGAAAUGCAGGCAAUUCUACAGCCGCUGUAAUAUGAAAGGAUUGACAGACUAAAACAGAUCAUGAACAAAAGGUGUGUGUGUGUGUUUGCGUGCGCAAGGAUAUAUGUUUGUGCAUUGUCACAUGUUGCUUGAGAGGAGUAAAACCCUGAGACUUUGUUAGCACUGAAAUUUUUUUAUUUAUCAUCUGUUUUUAGUUUGGUUAAUUUUUGUUGGUCAUCUUCUCUACAUUUUUCUGAUUUUUCUUUUUUCUUACAUCCCAAACCGCUUUCAUUGUCCUUGCAAACACUUUGAAAAUAACUUUUGAAGACACUUUAAGAUCAACUUCCAUCAAGUCAUGUCAUUUUUACUGAACAUCUGAGUGUUUUAAUCUAGAAAACCUAUGCCUUUAACUUUUUCUCAAAUAGUCUUUGAGUAUUUAAUUACUUGAGAAAAUACUCCUAACUCAUGAAUGUUGAGUACUUUUAUUAUUAUUAUUAUUAUUAUUCAGUUUUAUUUCAUUAAGGCUUUCUUUUUCAAAAUUGGGUGCCAAUAGUGAGGAUUGCAUACUAAACUAACAUAUACACAAGAAUGAUUCACAAGCUCUGCAUAGUUUAAUUUAAUGUUGAAUAUUUUAUUUGCAAAUAAUGUAUAUAUUUAGGUAUAUAAAUUUAUAAACAUUACAUUUUUUUUUUUUAGAGGAUUUUAACUCAGAGUUGUGAGUUUCCCUUCAAUUUAUAGAGAGACUUCUCUUUUGCACUUUUUGGCAUUACCAUGUCAGAACGCUAAGAGCACUCAACCACUCAGCAAACUGUGUGACAUAAUUUAUUUGUGUAAUUUCAUGCCAAUAAAGGUUAACCUAUAUAAUAUGGAAUAUUGUUGCCUGGUGUUGAAUUAACUAGCAGAUUACAGCUUGUCUUCCCCUGGUUCCUUUGGUCUUUCUUUUUACCAUACAUUUAUUCAAAAAAAGAAAUGUAAUUAUUUUGCAUAUAGAUUUCCGAAUGAUACCACUGGACAAACGCACUUACAGAUUGUAUAUAAAAAAGUAAAUAAAAAUACAUAUUUUUGUUGAUAUUAGCGUGACGUUUGCAUAUUGUUUGUGCAUUCACUUGGUGGUGGCAUAUUGUGUGUGUAUAUGCUUAUUGUUAAUAUAACGUAGCAUGCCA
Messenger RNA from Xyrauchen texanus (razorback sucker), 3112 nucleotides. RefSeq names its product F-box protein 8 (gene fbxo8). Lineage: Eukaryota; Metazoa; Chordata; Actinopteri; Cypriniformes; Catostomidae. The transcript has 6 exons. Gene Ontology annotation, biological process: regulation of ARF protein signal transduction. The coding region runs from base 210 to 1181 and encodes 323 amino acids. Gene Ontology annotation, molecular function: protein binding; guanyl-nucleotide exchange factor activity. The record is from RefSeq and is a predicted model, not a curated record.